AUGUCGGCCGCCAGCACCGAGACUAGUGCUCCCCUGCCACCCGCCGGCAGCCGUGUGUUCUUCCAGGGAGCGACCGGGGUCGGUUGCGUGGGGUCCGGCCCCAUCACCGCCGGGGAUGACCCGGUCCAGAAGAAACAGGGCAAAGUGACGGUCAAGUACGACAGGAAAGAGCUGCGGAAAAGACUCGUGCUGGAGGAGUGGAUCAUUGAGCAGCUCAGCGAGUUGUAUGACUGUGAGGAGGAGGAGAUGCCGGAGGUGGAGAUAGACAUUGAUGACCUGCUGGAAGUCAACAGUGACGAUGAGCGAGCCAUCAAACUGCAGGAAUCAUUAAUAGACUGCUACAAACCAACAGAGGAAUUUGUCCGUGAGUUGCUGGGCAGGAUAAGGGGAAUGAGAAAACUCAGUGCACCAACUAAGAAGGGCCUAUAAUGGCUGCCAUGUCAACCAUCAAUCAACCAUAAUCUACGUCAUCUCAGCUCCACCAAGUUAACCCACUCGACAUGGACUUCCAUCACACGGUAUAACUUAUCCAAAACAUAACAGCAUUAGUAAUUAUUCUACAACCUGCAAAC
Molecule: messenger RNA, 572 nt
Organism: Scomber japonicus (chub mackerel)
Lineage: Eukaryota; Metazoa; Chordata; Actinopteri; Scombriformes; Scombridae
Gene: ppp1r14c
Product: protein phosphatase 1, regulatory (inhibitor) subunit 14C
Exons: 4
Coding region: 1-429 (142 amino acids)
Biological process (GO): regulation of phosphorylation
Cellular component (GO): cytoplasm
Molecular function (GO): protein serine/threonine phosphatase inhibitor activity
Source: RefSeq, a predicted model, not a curated record